CCUUGUUGAAUGUGAACACAAAAAGACAACAAGAGAAAGUUGAGACUUUUCUUUUUAACUUCCUCUUGUCUGAACUCGAACCGAAUCGCCAUUGUUGUUGGCAACUUGUUGCCCUUUGGUCUCUUCUUCGUCUUCUCUUUUCUGACAAAAAACCAAACCUUUUAGUAUUUUUCUUCAGAAAGAUUUAAACUUUUCCCAACAACAAAAAAAAAGCAGUCAGUCAUCCAGGAGUGUUUCCUCGUUUCCUUGACACAUGUGUUUCGCAUCAUUCGUCAUAAUAUAAAUAAAAGAAGAAAGACGAAACUGACUUACCAAGCAAAGCAACCUCAACAUGCUUCUCCUUCAUUCGCCAUCAUCACCUUCUUCAUUAUCCUAAUUGAAAUUCUCAAAAAAAAACAUGUCUAAGAACUCACAAGUCGAAGAAGAGAGAGGAGAGAAGCCAAUCAGCGAAGCUCUGAAGAGAUUCAAGAGGUCGAAACUCGUCUUCGAGCCCUCUCUAGCAGUGUUGGGGUUCUUCUUACUCGGUUUGUGUCUCGUGUGGAGCUUUUUCUACUUUGACUACAGAAGCGCCGCUAAAAGCUACAACCUUUCUGAUAAAUCAGAUAGAUUCGUUUGGCUCAAACUUGACAACAAGAGUUCAAACAGAGUUGGGUUUCUAGAAGAGAGUGGAGACGGGUGUGAUGUGUUCGAUGGAGACUGGGUCUGGGACGAGUCUUAUCCUCUGUAUCAGUCCAAAGACUGCAGAUUUCUCGAUGAAGGGUUUAGGUGUAGUGAGUUUGGAAGGUCUGAUCUGUUUUAUACUCACUGGAGAUGGCAACCUCGUCACUGUAAUUUGCCCAGGUUUGAUGCUAAAAUGAUGCUGGAGAAACUAAGGGACAAGAGGCUAGUGUUUGUUGGAGACUCAAUAGGAAGAAACCAGUGGGAGUCUCUUCUUUGUCUACUCUCUUCUGCUGUCAAGAACGAUAGUUCGGUUUACGAGGUCAAUGGAAGUCCCAUCACAAAGCACACUGGUUACUUGGUGUUUAGAUUCAAAGACUACAACUGCACGGUGGAGUACUACAGAUCUCCGUUCUUGGUUCCCCAAGGCAGACCACCGGCUAGAUCACACAAGAAGGUUAAGACAACUUUGAAACUAGACACUAUGGAGUGGACUUCUAGCAAAUGGAGAGAUGCAGAUGUCUUGGUGUUCAAUACAGGACACUGGUGGAACCACGGCAAAACUAUCAGAACGGGAUGCUACUUUCAAGAAGGAAAAGAAGUGAAGUUGAAGAUGACUGUAGAUGAUGCGUAUAAGCGAGCUAUGGAGACCGUUAUGAAAUGGAUACAGACCGAAGUCGAUUCCAACAAAACUCGAGUCUUCUUUCGAACAUUCGCCCCUGUGCAUUUCAGGGGAGGAGAUUGGAGAACGGGAGGAACAUGUCACAUGGAGACGUUGCCUGAGAUUGGAACUACUAACUCAUUGGCUUCAUCAGAGACAUGGGAACAGUUAAAGAACCUCGGAGAUGCGUUGUUAUCACAUCACUCCAACAGAUCAGGGACCGUUAAAGUGAGUGUAUUGAACAUUACAGCAAUGUCUGCUCAAAGGAAAGAUGGUCACCCUUCGCUUUACUAUCUCGGCUCUCUCGGUCCUGCACCGCUUCAUCGCCAAGACUGUAGCCACUGGUGCCUUCCCGGUGUUCCUGACACGUGGAACGAGCUUCUCUAUGCGUUGUUUAUGAAACAAGAAGCUUCUGCUUCUUCUAGAAGAGUCAAGGAAGCAAAGAGUAGUGGUAAUGUCACAAUGUCAUGAUCAUAAAAAGGUUUGUGAUUAUUUUUUUGAUGGAGGGAUUAGUAGUUUCAUUGGAUGGGAAUAUGUAAUUAGGUUUUGAUAAUCUUUUCUUUUGUAAAGAUUAAAAAUCUCGAAUGAUAUUAAAGUUUCAUACACAAAGAUUGAGUUA
This is a messenger RNA of Raphanus sativus (radish), 1937 nucleotides long. RefSeq names its product protein trichome birefringence-like 10. Gene Ontology annotation, molecular function: O-acetyltransferase activity. Lineage: Eukaryota; Viridiplantae; Streptophyta; Magnoliopsida; Brassicales; Brassicaceae. The record is from RefSeq and is a predicted model, not a curated record. Bases 398 to 1789 code for a protein of 463 amino acids. The transcript has 3 exons. Gene Ontology annotation, cellular component: Golgi apparatus.